Canis lupus familiaris (dog) is the source of this 3066-nucleotide messenger RNA. It is a transcript of the gene PARVA, whose product is annotated as parvin alpha. NCBI's taxonomy places the organism in Eukaryota, Metazoa, Chordata, Mammalia, Carnivora, Canidae. Gene Ontology annotation, molecular function: actin binding. The transcript has 13 exons. Gene Ontology annotation, biological process: actin cytoskeleton organization; cilium assembly; establishment or maintenance of cell polarity. The record is from RefSeq and is a predicted model, not a curated record. Gene Ontology annotation, cellular component: actin cytoskeleton; focal adhesion; cytoplasm. Bases 29 to 1147 code for a protein of 372 amino acids.
CCCGCUCCGCGUCCCGGCCCGCGCCGCCAUGGCCACGUCCCCGCAGAAGUCGCCCUCGGCCCCCAAGUCCCCCACCCCCAAGUCGCCCCCGUCCCGGAAGAAAGAUGACUCCUUCUUGGGGAAGCUCGGAGGGACGCUGGCGCGGAGGAAGAAGGCCAAGGAGGUAUCAGAGCUUCAGGAGGAAGGCAUGAACGCCAUCAACCUGCCCCUCAGCCCGAUCCCCUUCGAGCUGGACCCGGAGGACACCAUGCUGGAGGAGAAUGAAGUGCGGACGAUGGUGGACCCAAACUCCCGCAGUGACCCCAAACUGCAAGAACUGAUGAAGGUAUUAAUUGACUGGAUUAAUGACGUGCUUGUCGGAGAAAGAAUCAUUGUCAAAGACCUGGCUGAAGAUUUAUAUGACGGACAAGUCCUGCAGAAGCUCUUUGAGAAACUUGAGAGCGAGAAACUGAACGUUGCUGAAGUCACCCAGUCAGAGAUUGCUCAGAAGCAAAAGCUGCAGACCGUCCUGGAGAAAAUCAAUGAAACCCUGAAGCUUCCUCCCAGGAGCAUCAAGUGGAACGUGGACUCUGUUCAUGCCAAGAGCCUGGUAGCCAUCUUGCAUCUGCUAGUUGCUCUGUCCCAGUAUUUCCGGGCACCAAUCCGACUCCCAGAUCAUGUCUCCAUCCAAGUGGUUGUGGUCCAGAAACGAGAAGGAAUCCUCCAGUCUCGGCAAAUCCAAGAGGAAAUAACUGGUAACACAGAGGCUCUUUCCGGAAGGCAUGAACGUGAUGCCUUUGACACCUUGUUUGACCACGCACCAGACAAACUCAAUGUAGUGAAAAAGACACUCAUCACUUUUGUGAACAAGCAUCUGAAUAAACUGAACCUGGAGGUCACAGAACUGGAAACCCAGUUUGCAGAUGGGGUGUACCUGGUGCUGCUCAUGGGGCUCCUGGAGGGCUACUUCGUGCCCCUGCACAGCUUCUUCCUGACCCCAGACAGCUUUGAACAGAAGGUCUUGAACGUCUCCUUCGCCUUCGAGCUCAUGCAAGAUGGGGGAUUGGAAAAGCCAAAACCACGGCCAGAAGACAUUGUCAACUGUGACCUGAAAUCCACACUGCGAGUGUUGUACAACCUGUUCACCAAGUACCGGAACGUGGAGUGAGGGGCACACCGGGCCACUCCCCGACCGCCUGAGCCUGCUAGUUCCUGCGUCCAGCUCUGUGCUCUCCCACCAGCCCAGCUACCGCCCAGGAUAGCAGGCCUGAAGUUAGGAAGGACGGAUCCGUAACUCAGUGGGCCUGCUCACACCUCCCAGGCCCUGGGGACUGACUGGCCGUUGUGCCCAUCCUGGUGCCAGGUCCAGAUUUCCUCAGUGUGAUUUGGGAGCCAGUUUAGGCCCAAGAGACUCCCCUCAGAAGAUGAAAAUAAAGGUAAUGGUCCCCAUUUAAUGGUCGUAAACUAUGUGCCGGGCACCACGCUAAGUGCUCCGACAUAGUCAUGAUUCCCACUGAAGCAAGUAUUAUAUAUAAUCCCCUUUUACAGAUAAGGAAACUGAGGCUCAGAGAGGUUCAGUGACUCGCCAGAGGCUGGCAUCUGUUUUUCUUCUUCGAACAUGUUUGCUAAUAACUAGCCCAUCACAGUACACUCUGCACAUUCUAUGGUUGGGGGGUGGGGUGUGCACCUGCACUCUCCGAGAUGGAAAAGCCACCAGCCCCCCCCACCUCACCACAAGGCGGGCUGUGUCAGGGCUUAGUGAUUCACACUGACAUCAGCUAAUCCAAUUUAACUCAAUUAAUUGUGUGUGUGGCAGGAGUCAUGUCCCUCAACUACUUUGUACAAAUGAAAAUUACUCUUAAUUCCUUCAGAUUUGUAAUAACCCCAUACUCUGGUUUCAGGGUGACAUUUGGGAAGAAUUCUGUUUAAAAUUAAUGGAGUGGCACAUUCUGCAGCCUUUUUGCUUGAUUGCAUGUAAUGGAAGUGCCCUAUAUUUUCCUGCAAAAUAAGGACUCAAUUCAUUAUCGUUAGGCAAAUGUACAAUAUACUCAGGCACCAGAGAGCUGGGCGCAGGCCCAUGUGAGCAUGGCUUAGGAAGUAGGGCUCUUCAACAGGGACCCUUGAACUUUAAAGAAAGGAACUCCUUUUUGCCUUCUAAUUGAUCAUUUAGACCAUUUCUGGCUAAGUCUGCCCACAUGCAAUUACUGGCUAAUUCAGGCGAGGAAAAAUGUAAGUCAUUUAGACCCAAGCCGAGCAGUCUCCUUGCGUGGGAUUACUCGUGGGGUUUGUGGUUACUUGUAUCUCCUCUCCAUGAACCCAACUUUGAAAUACGGGGCUCUACUUGUCCCGGGCUGCUGGGUUCUGUGGGAAUAGUAAAGGGGCUGAAGUGGAAAUGACCAGAAGGGCAGGAAGCAUGGGGAAGCACUUUUGCACUUGACCCCAGACAGAGGGAUAGUACUGAACAUCUGCCCUUAAAUGGACCAAGGCCAUGGGGUAAAUAACUUGUUUUGAUGUUACAUCUUCAAUAUAGAAUUUUCCUAAACACGUCAGAUGGACACCAGCCUGUAUACCCACCCCAAGUCUGUGCUGCUCUGUCACUACUUUCAGCUCAUUGCCCAAAACCCACCUCUGGCUUGAGGAAUUUUGAUUUCUGUCCCCACCGCCGCCACCCCCUACCACCAGCUAGUCCUCCCAUAUUGUCCAAAACAUUUCCUUCCAGCUUCCAAACAUUUCCUGCUCUCUAUCUAUUGCAGUAACUCAGAACCCAUGAAAUUUAGACGCACCACCAAUUUCUGCGGAUAUUUUGCUCUAAGAAAUCAAUUGUUACUCAGCAUAAUGAGCUUUUAAGGUAUAUGGACAAUGCACUCUCGUGCCAAUUUAUAUAGAAGGAUACAAUUCUUUUUUACGUGAUUGACGAAAUGUUACGUUUUUCAUUAGGAAACACUAAAUCGUGUAAUAUUUCUGUUUGUGCUCCUUUCAAUUCCUGACGGCAAAUCAAGAUAAACUAUUGCUUUGUCUCUUUGAGCAGCCUGAAAGCGGGAUGAAAUAAGAGGGAUGCAUUCAUUUAAACAUGCUUUGCUGUACGAA